Thamnophis sirtalis is the source of this 2678-nucleotide messenger RNA. It is a transcript of the gene ALDH8A1, whose product is annotated as aldehyde dehydrogenase 8 family member A1. Gene Ontology annotation, molecular function: retinal dehydrogenase (NAD+) activity. Gene Ontology annotation, biological process: retinoic acid metabolic process. NCBI's taxonomy places the organism in Eukaryota, Metazoa, Chordata, Lepidosauria, Squamata, Natricidae. The record is from RefSeq and is a predicted model, not a curated record.
GUCCACAAGUCUUAAAGCUGUCAAGUUAGAAGACCCUUGCGACCCCUAACCAUUUAUAAUCAGGUGCUUAUCUGUUAGGCGGCUCAGGCAUUGGCCCGGAAGCAGGUGGCAGGCUCCCUGGGCAAUGGCAGAGAGGCUCGGGCGGCUUUCGCUUCGCCUGGGAGCAGAUGAGGCUGGCUCCCCGGGCAGUGUUGGGGCAGCUCAGGCGGCUGUAGCUUCGGCCUGGGAGCAAGUGGCAGGCUCCCUGGGCAGCGGCGGGGAUUGGUGGUUGGAUCAGCCUCCCAGAACACCGCCAAUCAGCUGCCUGUUGCCAUCCAUUUUCGCCAUUGCCGCUAUUGCUGCUGUUGCCGCCACCACACCAACUUCUCCCCCCGGUAUGGCUGAUGUAACAUUCGGAGUAGAAGACGCACCCAAAUUUUCACCCUCUUUUUGGGGGGCAAAAGGUGCUCUGAAAAAUAGGGUAAAUAACAAAUAUUGGAAAUUGGAAAUCAUUCUAUAAUCUAUUGUAAUCAACGGUUCUAAAUACACUUUAUGUCUUCCUUGAAUGAGAUUGCCCAUGACACCUCACUUUUAUUUUUUAUUUUUUUCCAAACCUCAUUGAUAAAUUGCAUUCUCUCCUAGAAAGGCUUGGAAGGAAUUAAAAAACAACAAUCUAAUCCAUUUUUCCUGGGUAUGGUAUAGUUUUAUCCACUACACAUCGUGUGUUACAGUACAAUAAUCAAGCUUACUAAAAAUGAAAUAAACCCUCAAAAUUACUGCCAGCAUUAAGGUUGACGUGGAAUCCUUUAUAAUGCCAUUUUUAUGAAGCAAAUAAUACUAUACUGAUUACAUUAUUUCCACAAUGUUUAUAGUUAUAGUUCAUUUGAUUUGGCUGUGGAUGCAUGUCAGCUUUUGAUCAGUCUAGCAAUAAUUGCUGAAAGAGGAGGAGUUGAAGCUGGCAAAUAAAGAAGUGUGCUCUGCAAAUCGCAAAUGUAGUAGCAGUGCUUGGACAGUGCAAACUGAAUUGCAAUGACCCACCCUCAGACUCACUUGAUUUUGGAGAACUAUAUCGGUGGCCAGUUUGUGCCAUAUUCCUCAUAUCUAGAUUCUUACGACCCAUCUAUUGGUGAAGUAUAUUGCAAAGUACCCGAUAGCGGCAGGGAAGAGGUGGAAGCUGCUGUCAAAGCUGCCCAAAAUGCUUUCCCAGGAUGGUCUGCCAAAAGUCCACAGGAAAGGUCAAAAAUAAUGAGCAAGUUAGCAGACCUUAUUGAAGAAAAUCUGGAGUCAUUUGCGCAAGCAGAAUCAAAAGAUCAAGGAAAAACCAUUUCUUUUGCCAGAACAGUGGACAUACCCCGAGCAGUAUAUAAUUUUCGCUUUUUUUCAUCAUCUAUCCUUCAUAAGACAACAGAAUGUACACAGAUGGAUCACAUGGGCUGCAUGCACUAUACUGAAAGGUCACCAGUGGGAAUUGCUGGAUUAAUUAGUCCUUGGAAUUUGCCACUUUACUUACUGACAUGGAAAAUUGCCCCUGCUGUCAUGUGUGGAAAUACUGUAAUUGCCAAACCAAGUGAAAUGACAUCUGUCACAGCCUGGAUGAUGUGCAAACUUCUGAAUAAAGCAGGUUUUCCUCCGGGUGUGAUAAAUGUCGUGUUCGGAAGUGGGCCCAAAGCUGGAGAUGCUCUUGUUUCCCAUCCGGCGGUAUCUCUGAUUUCCUUCACUGGGAGCACACUCACUGGCCAACAAAUCAUCCAAAGGUCUGCUUUGUACUGUAAGAAACUUUCCUUGGAGCUAGGAGGCAAAAACCCAGCUAUCAUUUUUGAGGAUGCCAACUUGGAUCAAUGUAUUCCUGCCACUGUAAAGUCCAGUUUUGCUAACCAGGGUGAAAUAUGCCUAUGUACCAGCAGAAUCUUUGUUCAGAAGAGCAUUUCUAAAGAAUUCUUGAAAAGGUUUGUGGAAACUGUUAAAAAAUGGAAAGUUGGAAAUCCUUCAGAUCCCAAAACUGAUAUGGGGGCAUUGAUAAGUAAAGAUCAUUUAGCAAAGGUGAAGAAAUAUAUCCAGCAGGCUCGGGCAGAAGGGGCCACGAUUCUUUGUGGAGAGGGAAUAGAUUCACUGGAUAUUCCUCCAAGAAACCAAAAUGGCUAUUUCUUGCUUCCCACAGUUAUCACAGACAUUGAUGAUGAUUCUUGUUGCAUCCAGGAUGAGAUAUUUGGUCCUGUAGCUUGUGUAAUGGUGUUUGACACAGAAGAGGAAGUGAUUAGGAGAGCCAAUGGAGUCAAAUAUGGCCUGGCAGCCACGGUCUGGUCAAACAAUGUAGGCCGGAUUCAUCGUGUUGCUAAAAGACUCCAGUCUGGAUUGGUGUGGACCAAUUGUUGGCUUAUCAGAGAUCUGAAUUUGCCCUUUGGGGGAAUGAAAGCCUCUGGGAUAGGUAGAGAGGGAGCUAAGGAUUCAUAUGAAUUUUUCACUGAGGUGAAAACAGUUACCAUAAAAUAUACUGAAACCAACUAAUAGGAAGUAAUUAGUGCCAUAGGUCUCUGUGUGUUGCCUUGUCUCUCUUGAUAUAUUGAGAAAAAUCAUGGUUUAUACUUGUAUGUCUGCUAAGAGUACUGUAGAAAGGAGCAUAUGAAAGUAAUUACCGUAUUUUUCAGAGUAUAAGACGUACCAAGAUUUUGAAGAGGUAAAUUAAAAAAACGUUUUUGCAC